AUGACACAUGCCAUCAUAGCGAUUUUCACAACAAAUGCGAAUGGACAGCAGAAGCAUCAUUCAUUGUUGAAAAUUAUGAACUGUUUUAAUAGCGCGUUGUUGACUAGAGAAGUCAUCGUUGUUCACAAAACGCUAACAAGACGAAACAAAAAUCCUUGCAGUAAUAAGCAGAAGGCAAUAGGCAAUCGUAAGCUCAUGGUCUAUACGGAUUCGAACCGUAGAAUAAAGACAUUGACGAUGCUUCAACUUCUGGUUGUUUUUCGUAGUCAAACAUCGACGCUAUUUUGCUAUUGA
This is a messenger RNA of Clunio marinus, 294 nucleotides long. Lineage: Eukaryota; Metazoa; Arthropoda; Insecta; Diptera; Chironomidae. The record is from the annotation of a GenBank genome assembly.